AUGCCGCCUAUUACUCCUAUAUUGCACAGCAUUGCUGAGUCUAAUGAACUGCCGCUUGCAAACAUAAAUAGCACAGUGUCAUCAAAUAUCAUAAAUGCUGUAGAUCACUCCACCUCACUGCUAACAACAUCACUCACAGCAACAGAGGAUACUCCUGUUUUUCAAAAACUUUUUGAUUUCGAAACCUAUGAGCAAGACGGGCUUGCAGCCAGGCACUUGAUCAAUUUGCUAUUACUCAGCAUAGUAAUCAAUUUGGUCGUUGCAACGUGUUGCUUUUGUUGCUUUGGUUGUCUGUGCGGAUGUUGCGGUAUGUUCAAGAGUCUUCGAAGACUGUUCUGUUGUUGCGUGGUAACCAAAUGCCGGCAAUAUGGCGCCGAGGACAGAGAAAAAACAAAAAAACUAAAGUGGAAGAAACGAUGCAGAAAGCAUAAAGCGUACAAGAUCACUAAGUGA
Messenger RNA from Vavraia culicis subsp. floridensis, 453 nucleotides. RefSeq lists its product as uncharacterized. Lineage: Eukaryota; Fungi; Microsporidia; Pleistophoridae. The transcript has a single exon. The record is from RefSeq and is a predicted model, not a curated record. Bases 1 to 453 code for a protein of 150 amino acids.